Messenger RNA from Hydra vulgaris (swiftwater hydra), 2711 nucleotides. RefSeq names its product PAX3- and PAX7-binding protein 1. Gene Ontology annotation, cellular component: U2-type post-mRNA release spliceosomal complex; nucleus. Gene Ontology annotation, molecular function: DNA binding. Gene Ontology annotation, biological process: mRNA splicing, via spliceosome; spliceosomal complex disassembly. The record is from RefSeq and is a predicted model, not a curated record. NCBI's taxonomy places the organism in Eukaryota, Metazoa, Cnidaria, Hydrozoa, Anthoathecata, Hydridae.
UUAAAAUCCAGGUCAUCUUUAAAAUGCUUGGUGGAGGUUUUCGUAAAAAAUCCAACCGUAACAAUCUUAGGAAAAAAAUUGAUACAGCCGAUAGUGAUGAUGAUGAUGGAAAAAAAGAUAAAACAGAGUUGCCAUCUAUUCAAACGCCUUCAAAUGCUCCCAAGACUAUUAAAACAAAACCAAAUACUAUGCUUAGCUUUGGAGAUGAAUUAGAAAAUGAUGAAGAAUUUGUAAUAAAACGGACAAAAGCAAGUUCGACUUUAGAAAACCAAGUAAAAAAAGAAAAAAAACUUAAAAAGAGACGAGAAAAAAAUCAAUCUCAAGAACUUUUUGUUGAAGAAAAAAAUCAGGACCAGAAUCUUAAAAGCAAUAUGUUGCAUGUAAAAACAUUUUCUGAUGAUGAAGAUUAUAAUUUUAAACAAGAUGAUUUUGGUGUUUCCCAUAAAUUUAAUAUUAAACAAGCUCUAGGUACUAAUGGUAACAUACCUGAUGCUGCCAUGAUUUAUGCAAUGAAAAAAAAGCGAGAACAAGCUAGACAGUUUGGUGACCAAGUUGCUUAUAUACCUUUGAAUACAAAUAAAUAUGAAGGUCGAUUUCCAGAAGGAAACUCAAGGCUUAUACGAGAAGAUGAUAGCAGUGAAGAUGAAAGGAUUGAAAUGAAAGGAACAACUGCAACAUCACACCCGCAAUUAGAACGACGGAAGCAAGUUGCUAAGGCUCUAGAGGAAUUUCAAGAUGAAGACAGUGGUAAUGAAAAAAGAGAAGAACAUGAUGAUGAAAUUCAAAGAUGGGAAGAAGAACAAAUAAAAAAAGGAAGUCACAUGCCAACAAAUGUACCAGAGACAUAUGGUCCAAAGCUUCCUUUAAAUUUUAAUGUAGGAAUGUUAAUGGACCCAACAACUUAUGUUCCUCACUAUGCAAUGACAACAUUGCAAGGUUAUUGUAAUCAAAUAAAUAACUUGACAUAUAGUGCACCACAAUACUCACAAGUUUAUCAAAUCCCAUCUCAAGAUACAUAUGUUUAUUCAAUAGAUAUUAUUGGAGAACAGCUAAGGCAACAAGUUGAUGCCAAAAAACAACUUCAUCAUUUGCAUAAACAACAACUCGAAAAAACAGAUUCCGAUUUACAUUUCUCUUUAGAUAAUCUUAAAAGCCUAGAAAAUAAGACAAUUGAUAUCUCUGAGAGGUUUACUUUUUAUCAAGACAUCAGAGGAUUUGCACGAGAUCUAAUAGAAUGCUUAAAUGAAAAGGUUAAGCAGAUAAAUGAGCUUGAAAGUGGGAUGCAUUCAGUUCUAUCAAGUUAUGCAGAGAAACUUGUAAUACGAAGACAAAAUGAUGUCAAAGACGAAGUAGAAGAAAUAUCUGGCAAACCAAAUACAGACAAUGAUCGCAUCAAUAACAUUCGAAAUCGAAGAAUUGCAGAACGCGAGGGAAGGCGUGCUAGACGGCGUGAAAGUCGUAAAGGAGUUCCACAUUAUGAUGGAAUGUCCAGUGAUGACGAUGUCAUACCCAGUGAAAGACUAAGAUAUGAAGCUGAACAAGCUAAGAUUUUAAAAGAUGCAGAAUCUGUAUUUGACGAUGUUGUUUCUGAUUUUAAAUCAAUUCGUGAAAUAAUGUCUCGUUUUGAACAGUGGAAGUUUGCAUUUAGUGACACAUAUAAAGAAGCAUUUUUAGGAAUUUGUUUACCAAAAUUAUUUGCACCAUUUGUUACUCUUGAGAUGUUAAACUGGAAGCCAUUAGAGGUACAAACCAAUAUUGACUUGGAAUCAAUGAACUGGUUUAAAACUCUUAUUGUAUAUGGGCAUGUACCUGAUGAUAUAGAUAUUGAUGAUGAUGAUAUAAAAUUAGUUCCAAAUAUUAUUGAAAAAAGUAUAAUUCCAAAACUGACAGUGAUGAUGCGUGACGUUUGGGACCCACUUUCGAGCAAGCAAACAAAGCUUUCUACAUGUUUAUUUCAAAGACUUGUUCAUGAUUUUCCAACCAUAACAAAAGAAAGUAAGACAACCAAGCUUCUAGUAGAUGCUAUUGUCACAAAACUAAAGAGUGUUGUAGAGACAGAGUUAUACAUACCACUUUAUCCUCGCAGUUUACUUGAAGCAAACAACUCAAGAGCGUUCGCAUUCCUUGAAAGGCAGUUCUGGAAAGGUUUUAAAUUACUCAGCAAUUUAAUGGAAUGGAAUUGGCUUUUAUCACAAACAAAGUUACAAGAAUUAGGAGUUGAUGCCAUCCUAAAUCGUUACUUAAUAAUUGCAUUGCAACAGUAUCCUUCACCUGCAGCAGCUUUAGAGCGAGUGAAGUCGAUCGUGAGUAUUUUACCUAAAGAAUGGUUUGAAAAAUCAGACCAAAUUAUUCCCGGAUUACAGAGUGUUUCAAGGUACCUUGUCUCGCUGUCUAAUAUUAUUUAUAAGUCGUCUCUUGGAUACAAUGACGAACAAGAAAAAAAACGAUCUACUAUCCUUAUAAAAAAAACAAUCUCGAUUCUAAUGCAUAUUCAAGCUUUUGACGAAGCAAGGUUAGUUGCCAAAGAAUUUAAAGAUAAAGAUACGAGAAAUUCACCAUCGUGACAAAAUAUACGAGAAAUUCACCAUCAUGACAUACAAGAAAUUCGCCACGAUGAUUUAAGAAGGGAUUUGAUGUAUAAAAACUUUUCUAUUUUAAAAAACAACUGGAUGAACAAUAUAUAAAAGAAAUAUUUAAGUAAAAAAUAUAAA